AUGAGUCUCCACACUUCAAUCUCCACACCCCGCACGAUCCCCUCAAAUUUCGCAAGCCACCCGACGGGCCUUCGCUCUAGCGAUGUGCAUUGUGGUUCUGAAGACUACUCUGUUGGCUUCAAGACCUAUUUUGCCAUAUUCUCUUUGGCUUUGGCCAACUGUUGUGCUACUCUGUCAAAUACAACAAACACUAUCAUCAAGUUCCAGGUCAUGAGUGUCGGCGGAUCAGCUGUGGCAAGUUGGAUAGCAAACUCCAAUUUUCUCCUCACUCUUGCCUGUGGACCCAUCUUCGGCUCGUUGACUGACAGAAUGGGUAAAAAAUGGUUCAUAGUCGGAGGCUGUGCCAUUGGCGUCGUGGGCUCAUUCAUCUCGUCUUCUGCAACCCAAGUUUACACCAUCAUUGGCGGCAACAUCUUGACUGGUAUAGCUAACGCAGGAUGUAUCGUAUCCAUCGCCGCCAAUCAGGAGAUCACUCCGAACAAGUUCCGACCCUACGCAUUCGGGUUUGCACAAACAGUCAACAGUAUCGCUGCGAUCGCAGGUACCUUCGGUGCUGCCGCCUUUGUGAAGUACGCGAGCUGGAACUGGAGUUAUCGUCUCAAUGGAAUUGUGUACGGCGUUUCCGGUCUCUCUGUACUUCUGUCCUACAAGCCCCCUCCACCAGCUAUACGACGCGCUGGAGAACUUCGCGAGAUUCUGCUUGCGGUCGAUUAUCUUGGUAUCCUCUUGUUAGCAGGAUCCCUGGCAAGCAUAACAAUGGCUCUCACCUGGGGAGGCAGCACGUACGCUUGGAACUCUGGUGUGAUCAUUGGCACUCUCGUGGCUGGCAGUGUUGGCCUGGUCAUCUUCGGAUUAUUUGAGCACAGACUCAAGACAACAAAUGGUAUCCUUGACCACCGCCUCUUUGAGAACAUGAAUUUCCCAAUUCUCUGCUUUGUCUGCCUGGUCGACGGCAUGCUUCUGCUGGGGAUUAACGUUCUUUAUGCACAAGAGAUCGCCGACUUGUUCUCCAAAGACGCGCUGAGGAUCGCCGUCAUACUCACCCCAUACUUGAUCACCUCGACCGUGGGUUGUCUGCCCGCUGGUUGGAUCAUGGGAAAGACUCAUUCCUAUCGAAUCUUGCUCAUCGGAGCUCUCCUCUGGUGUUCUCUGUUCACGGGACUGAUGGGUCUUAUUGAUUCUUCGAGACUGAAGAUGGCUCUCGCAUUUUCGGCACUUUUCGGGUUGGGCACAGCAGUCACCACCGUCAUUCCGAUCGUUGCUCUGGGGUUAUCCAUUCCUUCAUUCUUGCUUGGCACUGCAGGAACACUAAGUAUCUCCUUCCGCGCUUUGGGAGGCAUCGUCGGCAUCACGAUCUUUACAGCUAUCUACGACAAUAAGAUCGCAGUGAAUCGUCCUAGAGAGGUUUCCGAUGUGGUACUUGGCGCCGGCCUGAGCACGGAUACGCUUCAAAAGGUUCUUAAAGCGCUUUCGGGGAACGUGCCACCAGCCGUAUCACUUAGUGCCAUAUCAGCUCUGCCUGCCAAGCUCAUAACUCCUAUCGUCAACGCCUCACUCAAAGCCUCAGCCGAGUCUUGGACGUACGUCUGGGUGGCCAUUGCUUGCAUCACUUUCGCCAAUGCUGUAGCAUGCUGUUUCUUGAAAUCGGUCAAGUCCAACAUGACCGCACACGUAGAGUCGGCUCUUGAGCGCAGCACGACCCGCGACACUCAAAUGAGUAAGAAGCUGAAGAUUGCGAUUUGAGGGCAAGUGCUACGAUCUUGACCCUUUCUGACACACUAGAUCAAUAUCUCACUUGGGAUCUCACAAAGCUUCAGAACCGAGUCGUAUUUGUAUAUUUACGUAGUCGAUUGGAAAUAUGCACCCACAGAAAGUCAU
Aureobasidium subglaciale EXF-2481 is the source of this 1878-nucleotide messenger RNA. RefSeq lists its product as uncharacterized. Gene Ontology annotation, molecular function: transmembrane transporter activity. The record is from RefSeq and is a predicted model, not a curated record. Bases 1 to 1743 code for a protein of 580 amino acids. Gene Ontology annotation, biological process: transmembrane transport. NCBI's taxonomy places the organism in Eukaryota, Fungi, Ascomycota, Dothideomycetes, Dothideales, Saccotheciaceae. The transcript has 8 exons.